AUGUCUGCCGUCAUAAGAUUACGAGGCGAAACGCCCCAGCAGGUCCGAUCCUUGUACCGCCAAUUACUGCGACAGGGCGAGCAGUUUACUGCCUACAAUUUCCGCGAGUAUGCGAAGCGCCGAACGAGGGAUGCUUUCCACGAGCACAAGGGUGAAAAGGACUCGCGCAAGGUCCAAGAACUGCUUCAAAAAGGCCUCAAGGAGCUGCAAGCGAUGAAGCGCCAAACAGUCAUCGGACAAUUUUACCAGCUUGACCGAUUAGUCGUCGAAGGGAGACUAUCCGUAAGACCACCGUUGUCACUAUGUCGCAAGAACCUGGCUAACCGGAAACUGCGGCAGGACGCUGGCAAGGCUGGUCAAGUGACGAAGCAGUAA
Cordyceps militaris CM01 is the source of this 375-nucleotide messenger RNA. Its product is annotated as iron-sulfur cluster biosynthesis protein Isd11, putative. The coding region runs from base 1 to 375 and encodes 124 amino acids. NCBI's taxonomy places the organism in Eukaryota, Fungi, Ascomycota, Sordariomycetes, Hypocreales, Cordycipitaceae. Gene Ontology annotation, cellular component: L-cysteine desulfurase complex; mitochondrion. The transcript has 3 exons. The record is from RefSeq and is a predicted model, not a curated record. Gene Ontology annotation, biological process: iron-sulfur cluster assembly.